This is a messenger RNA of Enhydra lutris kenyoni (northern sea otter), 1008 nucleotides long. RefSeq names its product family with sequence similarity 3 member D (gene FAM3D). NCBI's taxonomy places the organism in Eukaryota, Metazoa, Chordata, Mammalia, Carnivora, Mustelidae. The coding region runs from base 60 to 734 and encodes 224 amino acids. The transcript is spliced from 10 exons. The record is from RefSeq and is a predicted model, not a curated record.
CUGGCAGGGUGAGCUGGCCAGGCUAACACUGACCCCAAGCUGCUCCUCACCUGGACAAGAUGAGAAGAUCAGGUGUGCUCCGACUCCUGGCCCUCAUCUUUGCCCUGGUCUCCACAUGGAUCUUUUUGCGCAGCUUCAGCAGCUUAAACAUGAAAACUAUCCAUCUGUCCCGCUGGCUGGCAGAUUUGGACUCCAAGAAGGUCGAGGUCGUGAGGACCAAGUGCGGCCUCAGCAAGCCCUGCCCAGACAAUUUCUUUGCCUUUAAAAUCAGCAGCGGAGCCGCUAAUGUCGUGGGUCCCUCCAUAUGCUUCGAAAACCUUGUGAUUAUGAGUCCUGUGAAAAACAACGUGGGCAGAGGCCUGAACUUUGCCCUGGUGAACGGAACCACAGGAGUGGUGCUGACACAUAAAUGUUUCGACAUGUACUCUGGAGAUGUUACGCUUCUAGUAAAGUUCCUUAAAGAAAUCCCAGAGGGCACACUGGUGCUGGUGGCCUCCUAUGAUGACCCAGGAACCAAAAUGAAUGAUGAGACCAGGAAGCUCCUCACCAACUUGGGCAGUUCCUAUGCAAAGCAGCUGGGCUUCAGAGAUAGCUGGGUCUUCUUAGGGGCCAGAGACCUCAGGGAUAAAAGCCCUUUUGAGCAGUUCUUAAAGAACAACCCAGACACAAACAAAUACGAGGGCUGGCCGGAGCUGCUGGAGCUGGAGGGCUGUGUUCCCCAGAAGGUAUAUUAGGGCAGCUGCAGGACUGAAGAAGCCCCCUCGCUGUCCUAGAGUCAACGCCAGCUGCGGCUGCAAGAAGGAAACCAGGUGGCCUGUGGAAAGUUCCCCCGGGGGUGGGGGUGGGCAGGGGGCCGUGCCCUCUGCACACCUCUCCUCUUCAGAAGCAGCACCCUCCCAGGGGCUGCGGCAGCCCAGCCGAGGUGGCCAACCAUCAGGGGUCCUUCCGGAGCCCGUCUGCAGGAAGAAGGAACGGUGUGCUUUCCCUCAAGAUGACCGGCGGUCACCC